AUGGCAUCGAUCAACACAACCUAUCGACUAAAGUCACCUCCUGAGCCACUCAAGGAGAUGAUCCGUCGGGGUGUUCCAGCAGAGUUUCGCUCCACAGUCUGGAUGCGAUGUAGUGGAGCCUAUCUCAGACUGGCAAGCAAUCCCGAUGAAUACUACACCAUACUAAAAGUGUACAAUGGCAAGAGUUCUGUGGCCACCAAACAGAUCAAGAUGGACAUCAGACGUACAUUUCCCGAGCACAAGUACCUCAACUCACCAAAGUACAUGGAACAAUUAUCCAACGUCUUGACAGCAUAUUCAUGGAGGAAUCCCACUGUUGGCUAUUGCCAAAGUAUGAACUUCCUCGCUGGAUACCUCUUGAUACACAUGAGUGAACAUGAAGCCUAUUGGACCUUGGUAUCAAUUGUUGAAGACAUCCUACCACAAGAGUACUUCACAACUACUAUGAUCGAUCUAUCUGUGGAUGUCCGCUUUGUAUUUCCAGACCUGAUGGCAAAGAAGUUGCCAAGACUCAACAAACACUUUACCAAGAAUGGACUAUCACUACCAUUGCUAAUGACUCAAUGGUUCCUUUGUAUAUUUGCAACAACUACACCAACAGAGACAACUUUUAGAAUAUGGGAUGUAUUCUUUAGUGAAGGAUCAAAGGUCUUGUUCAGGUUUGCCCUGGCAAUGCUAAAGAUCAACGAAGAAGAGCUAAUGUCCUGUCAAGACUACAACGACUUGUAUAGUUUAAUUAAGAAAAUACCAUCAAAGAUGUAUGACGCAGAUCAUUUGAUGGAGGUUGCUUUCCAGAAGCUUGGAUCAAUGCCAAUGAAGACUAUAGAUCAGAAGCGAACUGAUUGUAGAGUGAUUGCAAUGGAUGAGUAUGUCAAACAUCAAUCAGCAAGGAAUGGCCUCAAGCGACAAUCCCAACACAUAACCAAGUCCGAGCUCAAGUCUGGGACCAAGCGAUGGUCAAGUCAAUUGAUCUUCAAGGAGGUAUAG
This is a messenger RNA of Acytostelium subglobosum LB1, 987 nucleotides long. RefSeq lists its product as hypothetical. Lineage: Eukaryota; Evosea; Eumycetozoa; Acytosteliales; Acytosteliaceae. The coding region runs from base 1 to 987 and encodes 328 amino acids. The record is from RefSeq and is a predicted model, not a curated record. The transcript is spliced from 5 exons.